UUCCUAUAAAUUGUCCAGAUAUAUCGGGAAAGCGAUUACAGUCAGUUUUCGGAUUUUGUGUCACGAUGUCGUUCUUCAUCCUCGGAUUCAUAUCCUUGCUGGCGUUCGCAGUCGCCCAUAAAGAUCUGCAUUAUGCCGGCGAUAGGCGAACUACCAUGGUUCACUUGUUCGAAUGGAAGUUCAACGACAUUGCCAAAGAAUGCGAAGAUUUUCUCGGUCCGAUGGGCUACGGUGGUGUGCAGGUUUCCCCCAUAAACGAGAAUCUCGUGAUGGAGAACAGGCCAUGGUACGAGAGGUAUCAGCCGAUCUCUUACAAUAUUAUUACUCGAUCCGGGAACGAAGCCGAAUUUAAGGAUAUGGUGGAAAGAUGCAACAAGGCUGGCGUGCGGAUAUACGUUGACACGGUCAUCAAUCACAUGUCAGCGGAUGCACAGCCCGCGUACGGCACCGGUGGCACGUUAGCAAAACCAGAUAACUUAAGCUAUCCGGGAGUCCCGUACAGUUCCGAGGAUUUUAACCAUCCAGCGUGUACCAUCCACGAUUAUAACAACGCUGCAGAGGUCCGCGAUUGCGAGCUGUCCGGUCUUCACGAUCUCAAUCAGACCAAGGUGCACGUCCAAGAUAAAAUAGUUGAAUAUUUUAACAAGGUCAUCGAUCUUGGAGUCGCUGGCUUUCGCAUCGACGCCGCCAAACACAUGUGGCCAGGGGAUCUGAAGGCUAUUUACGAGAGAAUAAAGAAACUAUCCCCUGAGAACGGGUAUCCGCAGGACGCGCAGUGUUACAUUUACCAAGAAGUCAUCGAUCUCGGUGGCGAGGCCGUCAGCAAGCUCGAGUACAAUAAGUUGGCAGGUGUCAUUGAGUUUCGGUACGGCAUUACUUUGGGUAAUAUGUUCCGUAAGAUGGACAACUUGGCGAGAUUGUACAAUUUCGGCGACGAGAAUGACUGGAGCCUGCUACCCUCUGCCGACGCGUUAGUCAUGGUUGACAAUCAUGAUAAUCAGAGGGGCCACGGUGCCGGUGGAGCCACCAUUUUGACGCACAAGGAGCCGAAACUGUACAAGAUGGCAGUAGCCUUUAUGCUCGCCCAUCCUUACGGUCACGCUCGGGUAAUGAGCUCGUUCGCGUUUACCGAUCCCAGUCAAGGCCCGCCGGCGAAUUCGGACGGCAGCAUCAUUUCGCCCGAGAUCGUCAACGGCGAAUGCGUCAACGGCUGGGUCUGCGAGCACAGAUGGCCGCAGAUUUAUCGCAUGGUCCAAUUUCGCAAUCUGGUAAACGGCGAGGUGAUAGCGAAUUGGUGGAGCAACGGGAAGAAUCAGAUCGCCUUCUCGCGCGGCGCCAAAGGAUUCGUCGCCUUUAACGUCGAGGGUGAUCUACGCGAGAAGUUGCAGACCGGAUUGCCAGCAGGGACAUAUUGUGAUGUCAUAACCGGAAAUGUGGUCGACGGCCAGUGCAGCGGAAAGUCGGUGCAUGUUGGCGACGAUGGUACCGCUAUGGUCGAGAUUCUAUCAAACGAGCCGGAAGGUGUGCUCGCUCUUCACAUUCAGGAGAGACUGUGAAGCACGCGUGGACAAAAAACUUGUAGACGCGCCAUUUUAAGAAUCUUUGUGGCUAAUAUUUGUGUAGACUUGUGCAACUGUAGAAAUACUGUAAUUGAAUAAACAGGCAUGUAAGAUAUUGCACUC
This is a messenger RNA of Vollenhovia emeryi, 1682 nucleotides long. RefSeq names its product alpha-amylase A-like. Gene Ontology annotation, biological process: carbohydrate metabolic process. Gene Ontology annotation, molecular function: alpha-amylase activity; cation binding. Bases 66 to 1556 code for a protein of 496 amino acids. NCBI's taxonomy places the organism in Eukaryota, Metazoa, Arthropoda, Insecta, Hymenoptera, Formicidae. The transcript has 5 exons. The record is from RefSeq and is a predicted model, not a curated record.